This is a messenger RNA of Bolinopsis microptera, 693 nucleotides long. RefSeq lists its product as uncharacterized. NCBI's taxonomy places the organism in Eukaryota, Metazoa, Ctenophora, Tentaculata, Lobata, Bolinopsidae. Gene Ontology annotation, cellular component: nucleolus; preribosome, small subunit precursor. The record is from RefSeq and is a predicted model, not a curated record. Bases 75 to 599 code for a protein of 174 amino acids. Gene Ontology annotation, biological process: maturation of SSU-rRNA from tricistronic rRNA transcript (SSU-rRNA, 5.8S rRNA, LSU-rRNA). The transcript is spliced from 7 exons.
GUUAACAGAAGAAAGAUUCUUCUCUCCAAAGCGUUGGGAAGAUAAAACGUGAAAUUAGAAAUGUAAAACGUCUCAUGAGUAGAGUUGAGAGUUUACCGCCGACUGUGGUUCAAGAAAACGAGAGAAGGCUUGAAAUGUUGCAAAAUAAAUUGGUCAACACCCAGCAGUCAAAGAUUUCUGACAAAUACAAAAUGGUGCGAUUCUUCGAGAAGAGGAAAUUAUUCCGAAAACUAAAGAGCGCCCGUAAUGUUCACGGAGACGAGAGUCCUCAAGUCCAGAAAAUUCGAGAUCAGAUCAAUUAUAUAGUGUUCUUCCCGCUGGGUGAAAAGUACAUAUCUUUACUUCCCAAAGAACCGUACACAGACGAUAAAGUUAUCGCCAGACAGGAGGAGAUUCUUCAGUCCAUCGCAGGGAAAGUGUUGAUUAAAGAUCUGGAAGACGCGUCUCAAGCGUCUUGGAGUAAAGAUAAAAACGUGCCCCUCUCUAGAAUAAAAUCACUUCAGGCGCCAGAUCUUAAUCUAAAAGAGAGACGAAUUCACAGCAAGCCAGCCCCAGUUCCCUCUUCCACAGACGACUUCUUCAUCAUUGACCGAGGUUAACAACAGUGCCGUUUCCAUUUCCGUGCUGAUGCCUGAUUAGGAACAGACAGUCUUUACAAGCGAUUCAGACAGUUUCUCUGAUAAUUUUUUAUUG